AUGGGAUUAUUACAGCUAUUUCUGGUCCUCGGCAUUUUCUGCGCCUCCCCAGUUGCAGGUUUUGGGGUUGACCCUGCCCUGCGCAUUAGCGUGUUUGAUGAACUAACACUUGGAGAAGGGUUUGAUGGAGUUACUCAGGUCCAGGGCUUCCACAGCGAGUCCAGAGCUUUCCACUUCCAAGGUUCCUCCAGGGAAGUCAAGGCUCCCGCUGAGGUCUCUGAGCGAAUGGUGCACAAGCUGAGAGGCAAGAAUGAGUUUACUGUGCUGGUGACCCUCAAACAGGAUCACCUCAACUCCGGGGUCAUCCUCUCCAUCCAUCACUCCGAGCACAGGUUUCUGGAGCUGGAGAGCAGUGGCCAGCGCAGCGAGGUGCGUCUCCACUACCGCACCAAAGGGCAGCAGGCCCACACCGAGGUGUUCCCUUACAGCCUGGCCGACGACCAGUGGCACAAGGUCUCUGUGGCCGUCAGUGCCUCUCACGUCAUACUGCAUGUCGACUGCAAUAGGAUUUACGAGAGGGUGGUGGAAGCGCCGUACAUGGACGUACCUGAGGAUGCAUCCUUCUGGCUCGGACAAAGAAACGCCGCUCACGGGUUCUUUAAGGGGGUGAUGCAGGACGUGGAGAUCGUGGUGAUGCCACAGGGUUACAUCUCACAGUGUCCGGACCUGAACAGAACUUGCCCAACCUGCAAUGAUUUCCAUGGACUUGUGCAGAAAAUCAUGGAGCUGCAGGACAUCCUCGCUAAAACAUCCAGCAAGCUGUCCAGGGCCGAGGAGAAGAUGAAUGGACUGGAUGGCUGCUAUUGUGAGAGAACCUGCAGUGUCAAGGGGGUCGUCUACAGAGAGGACGAGGGCUGGACAGAUGGCUGCAAGAACUGCACAUGCACGAACGGCACGGUGCAGUGCGAGGCCAUCUCCUGCCCCCCCCCUCAGUGCCCGGCUGCCACGGCGCCUGCCUACUUGAAGGGUGCCUGCUGCAAGGAGUGCCAGCCUGUCUGCAUGUUCGGAGGAAGGGAGCUGGUGGAGGCUGAUCGGAAGGCUGUGCGCGACUCCUCCGGCCGGUGCCUGUUGUUUGAAUGCAGGGACAGGACGAUGCAUCGAGUGGUCCCCAGCGAGCCGUGUCCUGAGCUCAACUGUCCCGAGUCGGAGCAGAUCACCUUGAGUGACAGAUGCUGUAAAGUCUGCAGAGGUCAUGACUUCUGCUCAGAGGGCCAUGGCUGCGUGGAGCACUCAGACUGUGUGAACCUGGAGGCAGGAGACUGCUGUGUCUGCAAGGACGGCUUCCGCCCACUACGAGACGAUAAUGCCUACUGUGAAGAUAUCGAUGAGUGCGCUGAAGGGAAGCACUACUGCAGGGAGAACACCAUGUGUGUUAAUACCCCCGGCUCCUUCAUGUGCAUCUGCCAUACUGGUUACAUCAGGAUUGAUGACUACUCCUGCACAGAGCAUGAUGAGUGCCUCAGCGGACUCCACAACUGUGACGAGAACGCCUUGUGCUUCAACAUGGUUGGAGGCCACAGUUGCUCCUGUAAGCCCGGCUACACUGGGAACGGAACAGUGUGCAAAGCUAUGUGUGACGGCUUGUGCCAGAACGGAGGAACCUGCAUCUCACCUAACAACUGCGUUUGCCAGCAAGGAUUUACCGGGAAGAGAUGCGAGACAGAUAUUGAUGAGUGUGCGGACGGCUUUGUGGAGUGUGAUAGCAAAUCUACUUGUGUCAACUUGCCCGGCUGGUACCACUGUGAAUGUCGCGAUGGCUACCAUGACAACGGCUUGUUUUCUGCCAGUGGGGAAUCGUGUGUAGACAUUAAUGAAUGCAAGACGGGGAGGAACACCUGUGCCAACGACACGGUGUGCUUCAACCUGGACGGAGGCUACGACUGCCGGUGCCCCCACGGGCACAACUGCACCGGCGACUGUAUCCAUGACAACAAGGUUAAGCACAGCGGGCAGAUCUGGGUGCUGGACAGCGAUAGGUGCUCCGUGUGCUCCUGUCAGGCCGGCCAAGUCAUGUGCCGCAGGAUGGUCUGCGACUGCGACAACCCCAACGCCGACCUGUUCUGCUGCCCCGAGUGUGACCCCCGCCUGAGCAGCCAGUGUCUGCACCAGAACGGCCUGCUCACCUACGGCAGCGGGGACACGUGGGUGGAGAACUGCCAGCAGUGUCAAUGCCUGCAAGGGCAGGUGGACUGCUGGCCUCUGCCGUGUCCACCCGUGGACUGUGAGUUUACCGUGGUGCCCGAGGGCGAGUGCUGCCCCCGCUGUGUCACCGACCCCUGCCUGGCCGACACCAUCCGCAACGACAUCACCAAGACGUGCACGGACGAGCACAACAUCUCACGCUUCAGUGGCUCCUCUUGGAUCAAACAUGGCACCGAGUGCACUCUGUGCCAGUGCAAGAAUGGACACAUCUGUUGCUCAGUGGACCCCAUGUGCCUUUAG
Limanda limanda (common dab) is the source of this 2442-nucleotide messenger RNA. RefSeq names its product neural EGFL like 2a (gene nell2a). NCBI's taxonomy places the organism in Eukaryota, Metazoa, Chordata, Actinopteri, Pleuronectiformes, Pleuronectidae. The record is from RefSeq and is a predicted model, not a curated record. The transcript has 20 exons. The coding region runs from base 1 to 2442 and encodes 813 amino acids. Gene Ontology annotation, molecular function: calcium ion binding; protein binding.